This is a messenger RNA of Helianthus annuus (common sunflower), 1369 nucleotides long. RefSeq names its product protein WVD2-like 4. The record is from RefSeq and is a predicted model, not a curated record. Lineage: Eukaryota; Viridiplantae; Streptophyta; Magnoliopsida; Asterales; Asteraceae. The transcript has 5 exons. The coding region runs from base 238 to 1233 and encodes 331 amino acids. Gene Ontology annotation, molecular function: microtubule binding.
CUUCUUUUGUGCUUAACUUGUUACAUUAGUUUUCUUCUUUUGAAUUUUUCAACUUUCGAGUUAUCUUAAAUUUAGAAAAUCUUUGUUUAAUCUUCUUUCAUUACUUGUGACUUUGGUGAACCCGCGAAAGUAAACGAGUAAAUAGUGUAUGCAAUAUAUAUAUAUAGAAAAAUUAUGUCAUGUUUGAUUUUUAUGCAUUGAUAGUUGGUUACUAAAACCUGAAAUUUUGGGGUAGGAAUGGAGUCUGGAAACGAGGCUCCGUUAGAUUCUGAAACCGCGGUUAUACAUGUUAAUGAAGUUGUGGAAGAUUUGAGAAAAGUUGAUGAAGAUGUUGGAUCAUCUAAGAAAGGUAAAGUGGUUAAAAGGGGGAAUAAGACGGGUGCAUUCGGUCGAACCACAAGACCAAGUUUGUCUCAAAGUUUAUCUUUCCCUGCAAAGACCCGAACCCAUGACCCAACAUCAUCCACUCGAUCAAACUCUGCGAAAAACACUUCUAGUGGAUUGAAAGCGGUUAAAGUUAAAACUACCAUGGCGGAUAAAGAAGAUGAUGGCGCGAGUUCCACUGCUUCACCAAAUGCGACCAGCGGCUCUGGAGGGCGGCGUAGGAGCAGUACUUCGGGUUUUUCGUUCAGGUUGGAUGAACGAGCCGAAAGGCGAAAACAGUUUUAUUCAAAGAUAGAGGAGAAGGUUCAUGCAAAAGAAGUAGAAAAGACUAACUUGCAAGCAAAGUCAAAGGAGAACCAGGAAGAGGAGAUAAAGAAAUUGAGGAAGAGUUUGACUUUUAAAGCUACACCACUACCAAAUUUUUACAAAGAGCCCCCUCCAAAACCUCAACUCAAAAAGAUGCCAACCACACGGCCCGUAUCACCUAAGCUGGGAAGAAACAAGAGCAAUGUGGGUAAGGUGAGCAAGUCUUCGGAAUGUAUAGAGAUUGCUCAUAGCCCACGGGCCGUUAAAGACCGAACCAUGUCCCCUAGGUCGAACCCCACGAACCAUGACAACCAUACUGCUGCUUUAAAGCAGCCGAACCGAAAAUCUUUGACUAAAACCUCAAGAGACAAAGUUACAACAGGUAAGUCAAAAGAAAAGGCUUUGAUAGCAGAAGUCAAAGAUGAGAAAGUUUGUAAUGAAGUUGAAGGUUGCUUGGAAGUCAAUGAGGUGCAGGAAAGUGGGUCCGGUUCAAGUUCGGCCAACCCGGAUACGACACAUGUGGACAUUGUUGUUGGAGGUUAAAUAUGUUAUAAAACUUGUUUUUGACAAGUUGAUGGUUCAUUGUUUUGGAGUUUGAAAGCAUAUGUGCAGUGAAUUUACUGUAAAAAAUGGAUCUGUUUGUUUAUUGAAUUUAAAGAUGUCAUUUUGAUAAAGCAAA